CUGCUCGUUGUGCAACUUUGCCAGAUUUAUAAAAGAGGUCCCGGUGGCACGCGCGUAGCGUUCACGUGUCACAUGCAGUUGAAUAAGGGUCGCCUUCACGUGUUGCAUAUGACUCCUCCUCGCUGGGCGCCUCGGUUCCUGUGAUAUAACCGGAACCCCGCUGCAGCUCCUCUCUGCACGUAUUCCCGUCGUGAGUGCCAGCUGCGGAACCGGCACGCCCAUCUCUGCAAGCAUGGCUCUAGUGAAAGUUCCUGACACCCCCAUGGAAGUGAUUGUGGAUUUGUUAACCAAAGCCAAGGACAAGGCUGUAUCAUGCAGCACUGUACCGGAGGAGUUGAAAGGUCAUCUGCAGAAAGCUUUGGACAUUGCCAGUGGACUGGAUGUGUACUUGGAGAAGAUGACAACACAGGAAAGUGAACCUUUAAGAGAGCUUUAUGAAAAGACAAUGUCUCAUGACUGGAAUCAAGUGCACAAGGAGGGCAAGACAAUUUUCCAACUUCCAAAAGAAUGCAUCACUGGACAUGUUGAGGGUCAGACCCUUAAGAUGUUGAUCCACAUGAGUCAAGCCAAGAGAGUCUUAGAGAUUGGAAUGUUCACUGGCUAUGGAGCUUUGUCUAUGGCUGAGGGGCUUCCUGAUGACGGCCUCUUAAUAGCCUGUGAGUUAGAACCAUAUCUCAAAGAGUUCGCUCAGCCCAUUUUUGACAAGUCGCCACAUGGCAAGAAGAUUAUUGUCAAAUCAGGACCAGCCAUGGACACUUUAAAGGAACUGGCUCUUGCUGGCGAGCAGUUUGACAUGGUCUUCAUUGAUGCUGACAAAAACAAUUACAUCAAUUACUACAACUUCAUCAUGGAAAACAAUAUGCUGAAACUGCGGGGAGUCAUGUGUGUUGAUAAUUCACUGUUUAAAGGAAAGGUUUACCUGGAAAAUGCUACAGAUUCCAAUGGAUUGGCCUUACGAGAAUUCAAUCAGUUUGUUUCUAACGAUCCCCGCGUGGAACAGGUGAUUAUCCCUCUUAGAGAUGGCAUCAGUCUUAUCCGUCGGGUGUCUCUGGCGCGGUCGUGUUCACUUGCUCAGUGUACCAUAACAGAUGAUGACGUUUUCCGUGGGGUCAAAGGCCUUUCCAUUUUGGAUCGAAUGCGCCUUGACGAAAAAGUGGCUUACGUAACUGGUGGAGGGCAGGGUAUUGGCCGGGCAUUUGCUCAUGCCCUGGGUGAGGCUGGUGCCAAGGUUGCAGUGGUGGACCUAGAUCAAGCACGAGCUGAGGCAGUUGCUCAGGAGCUUUUCAUCAAAGGUAUCAGUGCCAUCUCCAUCAGUGCUGACAUUAGUAAACCAGCAGACGUCCAGAGAAUGAUAGACACCAUUGUCUCCAAAUGGGGAGCCAUUCACAUCGCUUGUAACAAUGCUGGCAUCAACUUGAACUCAGCCAGUGAGGAAACCACCUUAGAGGAGUGGGACCAAACCUUUGAUGUGAACUUGAGAGGCACGUUUAUCUGCUGUCAGGCAGCGGGUCGCGUGAUGCUAAGACAGGGCUACGGAAAGAUCAUUAACACCGCCUCCAUGGCCAGUCUGAUCGUGCCCCAUCCUCAAAAGCAGCUGUCCUACAAUACUUCCAAAGCUGGAGUUGUUAAACUGACUCAAACUCUGGGAACUGAAUGGAUUGACAGAGGAGUGAGGGUAAACUGCAUCUCUCCAGGGAUCGUUGACACGCCUCUCAUCCACUCAGAGGAUCUAAAGCCUCUGCUGCGGCGCUGGCUGUCAGAUAUCCCUGCUGGUAGACUGGCUCAAGUGACAGACCUGCAAGCUGCUGUGGUCUACUUGGCAUCUGACGCCUCUGACUACAUGACAGGGCAUAACUUAGUCAUAGAGGGUGGGCAGAGUCUCUGGUAGAAGUGCCAGAAAAGUGUAACUUUAUUCUUUGGUUACUUGAUAUUUGUCUCAGAAAUACUAAAUGUAUCAUUGGCAUUAUCUCAUUAUGGAAUUAUUAUCAGGGAGAUGGUGUUUGAAAUGUAGAGUAAACAUGUUUGUUCUCCUGCUUGUGUGUGAUCCUUGAGGCAGAUAAAAUAUUUCUGUUCUGGGUGCUGUUGGGUUUUAACAGUGAUCUUGACUCCAUCUGAAUUUGUCACCAAACCUUUAAUGUUGGUAGCAGCUGCAAGAAAAAGUAUUGCUUGUUAGAUUGAAAACUGUCAUUGUUUUUUGAUGCAUGUUUUACAUUAACUUUGCUUUUAUACUGCUGCCUCAUAGAGAUGUGUCGGGGUGGUUAUAUGGCAAUAUGUUGAUAUUUCUCACUUUGCCAUGCAGCUAUCUAUGUACUUGCAAGAAAACGUGUCAUCACCAAAAACUGCUGCAGUCAAUUCAAGAAAGCCUCGCCAACAUGCAUUGAGUGAAAAGGCAGAAGCAGAGGUGUUACAAGCAAACAUUAAUGAGGAAACCACCAUCACCAUAUUAUAUGACCAGGUCACAUAAACAGCACAAAGAAACGACAUUUUUUAUAACAAAAAUCUACAAAACUUUUUUAAAAAGGAAAAAAUCCUAUCACAGUUUUAAUUUGGUACUAUGUAACUCACAUAAUUAAAUGAUUUUCCGUUUAAUACCUUUAACCUAGUAAUCAACUCGCCUGAAGUCUCUUAAAAUGUAAUAAAAACAAGUUCUUUCAGAAACA
Messenger RNA from Oryzias latipes (Japanese medaka), 2660 nucleotides. RefSeq lists its product as uncharacterized. The record is from RefSeq and is a predicted model, not a curated record. Gene Ontology annotation, molecular function: oxidoreductase activity, acting on the CH-OH group of donors, NAD or NADP as acceptor; O-methyltransferase activity. Lineage: Eukaryota; Metazoa; Chordata; Actinopteri; Beloniformes; Adrianichthyidae.